AUGACCGACGACCCCUUGUCGCCGAUCAGCAUCCUGCUCUCACCCACUGAGGUCUUCAGGGACGAAAUCAGGCGCAUGUCGUUGCACGGACAACCUGAAUUGCGACAUGCUGCCUCAACAUCGAGCUUCGAGCCCACAAGUGGCAUUCGAGAUCCGCCCUACCCCCCAAUGGCAUCUCUCGUGUCUUCAGUCCUAACGAGCGAGGCUCCGACAAUCGCUGUCCGACGAGAUUCGAACAUCAGCCUCUCCAGCAUCAACGAUUCCGAGCCGCCUGCUACGCUCCCGCGGUUGGACUCUGCGGCGUCGCUGCCCCCGCCGCGGCCCGAGCGCCACGCCGACCGGCCACGAAGUCGACCCGUGUCCGAGCGCCGCAUGUCACGUCCAGCGCCACCAUCAGCCCCGGUCUCUGCGGAGUCGGCACCUUCAGCACCCUCCUCAUCUCGCCGGCCCCAAAGCCAUCAGGACUGGGUCCUUGAUCGGCUUCCUGCUCCUGGCAGUCGAUCGAGCCGAGAUGCCCAACAAUCUCUCCGCGCCGCCAUCCUGCAUCUCGCCACCGCGCUCGACGCCGCCGAACAGCGCAAUGCUCUGUAA
This is a messenger RNA of Trichosporon asahii var. asahii CBS 2479, 591 nucleotides long. RefSeq lists its product as uncharacterized. Lineage: Eukaryota; Fungi; Basidiomycota; Tremellomycetes; Trichosporonales; Trichosporonaceae. The coding region runs from base 1 to 591 and encodes 196 amino acids. The transcript has a single exon. The record is from RefSeq and is a predicted model, not a curated record.